AUGGCACCGGGGCGUCAUAUAAUCGACGGCCUGUAUCGUUGUCUGUGUCCACAACUCAAUAGCCUGCUCUCCAGCAGGUCCGCGGUAGUCCAAUUCCACCCUCGAAACCUGUCCACUCCCGCAUCGGUAAGAUGCCUCUCAAUCACCCUUCCAACCCCCCAAUCCAUCGAUCCAGUGCCUGAGCUGGCACCACAAACCCCGCCGCCGGAGCCUCAAGGCCCCCUCCCCCCGGCCGAGGAUGCUGGCGAGGUCCCCUCUGCGCCAAGAAUCCGAAUGGUAAAUUCCCAAGGCCCAUCAUGGAACAAGCCAAUCAAUUUUGACCGGAAGGAGCGCCCGUUCAUCCGACACGGCCGGCCAGCGCUGGGUGGCAUAGAGAAAGUUAGGGACCUAGCACACCGCGGUGCGUUCCCGGAGGUCUUCGAUGAGGCCACGGCCCUCGUGGAGUCUGGAUACGAGCCGGAUCGGGAACUCUACGCAGCGCUCGUCUAUGCAUGUUCCAAUUUCCCGGGAUGUCUAAUGCAGGAUCUGGCCUUCGAGCUGGUGGGGGAGAUGAAGGGUCGAGGCAUCCAGCCAAAUAGUGAGAUAUAUCACCAUCUACUCAAGCUGCUGGCUACGUCCCCGGACUAUCUCAAGCGCACGGAGGUGCUCAAGGAGAUGAAGAAUAAUUGGCAGAUGGUAUCGGAAGAUGGGUGGCAAUGGGUUAUCGCUGGGUAUCUAAUGGGGGGAAACCUGGAGCUUGCGUUGGGGAUCAUUGAAGAGCGGAGGGGGAAGGGCUUGGUUGUGCAUCGGAGUACAUAUGAGCAUGCUAUUCACAGGCUUUGCGCUGUCGGGGAAGCGGAGGAAGCGCUAAGGAUCACCAAGACGUUGAAUGAUGAAGGGUUCUGGAGGGCGCCGGCGAAGGUGGUGCAUAAUUUGUUGGUUGUGGGGACCAAGCAGAUGCAUGUAAGUAGUUGUCAACCCUAUACCAAUGGCAUCAAUGAUGGAAGAGCAGAUGAUUGAUGACAUGCAUUUCUAUUGCAGCUUGACUGCACAAUGUGGUCCUGGUUCCAAGCGAAUGACCACCAACUCUUCAACCCGGACGACGGCAUUUGCAUACUGACUUUGAACGUCGCCGCCCGCCAUGGCAGCGCAAAGCUCGCAACGGACGUCUUCCGCGUCCUCGUGAACCGCAAGUUCGAAUUCGAAGAGCACCAUUUCGCCGCCCUGCUGGAAACCUACCUGGUAGCCCACGACCUCCCCACGGCAUUCUCAAUCCUAAACAUCAUGGAAUCUGCCAACGUGCCGCCAAAGCCAAACACAACCCGCAUCAUAGUCAACAAGCUGACCCAAAACAACUCCCCGCGCGAAAUCGAGGCAGCAUACGAAAUUCUCCUCGCUCAACGCAAGCCCAAGAACUCUGUCCACAUUGCAGCCCUAAACACCAUCAUUGCUGCGUUCGUCCGAAUCUCGGACGUCAAGUCCGCUUUCAAUGUCUACAAGGAGAUCCCCGAUUUCGACCUACGCCCGAACCUGCAAACGUUUGACUGGCUGCUCCGGGGCGCGGCGAAACAGGGGAGGAAGAAGUUCGCCAUGUGGGUAGUGACGGAAAUGCAGGAGAUGGGGAUCAAGCCUAGGGGGGAGACGUACGAGAGCCUCGUGCUGGUGUGCGCUGCCCAGGAGGUUAUCAAUGAUGCAUUCGCCUAUUUGGAGGAGAUGAAGAAUAUGGGUUUCAAGCCGAGCGCAGGGUUGUAUAAAGCGCUCGCGACGAGGUGUUGGGAGUUGAGGGAUUGGAGGUUUGAGGAGGUGAUCGAAGAGAUGGAAAAGAAGGAGUAUCCUGCCCUGGGGAUUGUGGAAAUGCUACAGCAGAGGGAGGCUGAGGAGCGGGCUGCGGUAGAGGCGCAGGAGGCCCAAACAGUGGUAGUUGCGGGGGAGGGGGAGGAGGGGGAGGAGGAGAAAGGCCCGCAGAAGGAUCCACCCGAGAAAGUUGAAGAGCAGUUUGGGCAUAAGCCGAGGUGGUAG
Molecule: messenger RNA, 1998 nt
Organism: Tuber aestivum (summer truffle)
Lineage: Eukaryota; Fungi; Ascomycota; Pezizomycetes; Pezizales; Tuberaceae
Source: the annotation of a GenBank genome assembly